Cuscuta campestris is the source of this 801-nucleotide messenger RNA. NCBI's taxonomy places the organism in Eukaryota, Viridiplantae, Streptophyta, Magnoliopsida, Solanales, Convolvulaceae. The record is from the annotation of a GenBank genome assembly.
CUAGUCUCCCCGUCACCGACUCGACUCGACUUGUCGACUUGACAACCAUGAUUUUUAAUGAGGAGUAAGUAAUCCGCAUGAAAAAAUAUUUAAAGAUACACAGAAAUAACAUUUUGAAUGAUUGCUUGAAUAGAAUGAAGCUUAUGCUGCUUACACUGUGGGAAGAGUUUGCAACGAACCAAGGGAAGGAAAUCACGUCCCUCUUAGAAACUAGGCAUUUCCAAAUAAUUAUUGUAAAAAGGGUUGAUUUUACUGCCUUUAAUGGUGUUUCUCUGUUUUCUCGAUUUGAUGCAAUGUUUGAAGUGGACCCUGCUCAUACAACAUUUGAAUCCCUUAAGAAAUGGCGAGAUGACAGCAUAGACCUUUUCAAGAGGUUCAUUGGCCUGAAGGCAUAUAAAGAUGCUCUAAAUGCACUGCCCAAAGUUAAAACUUUCUGAGGUUUUCCAAGUGAAUACCAAGAUAUGCACCAUGGUUGAGCAUCAUCGAAUGACUGAAAUUAGAUAUGUAUUACUAUUUUCUCGUGUGGAUUAAGUUUUAAAUUUCACACCAAAUUUAGGGCAAAGGAGUUUGGAUUACAGUAGAUAUGAGAACUCUCGAUGAUGAACCAAAUUCCUACAUUGGCUAUGACUAUUGUAAUAAAAAAGUUUGUGGACCACGUGGUGAGAAGAAGUGAGAAUUCUCGAUGAUGAAAAGUUUGAUGCUUAAAGAGAAAGGAGUAUGAUCACAUGAGGCAUUAAAUGGUUAUGGACACCAUGGUCGGUCUAAACAUAAUAUGUGCUAGAAGAAAGCUAAGAUGUAAAU